AUUCCAACGUUCGAAUCUCUUUGAACCCACGUUCGUUUUCUCCUCCUCUCUCCCUCUCUCUCUACCGAUUCAAGAUUCCUUCCUCCUCUUUCAUCUCUCUCCUUCGAUUUCAAUCCUCUGUCUUCUAUUCUGAUUAUAGAAUCAGACAGGAGAAUCUGAAUCCGUCUGCAGAGACGGACGAAGAAAAAUGGGAGAUAAUGGGAUGAACCCAGCUCUCCAAAAACCACCUGGUUUCAGAGACCCGAACAUGGGUGGUGGUCCGCCGCCGGGAAUCAGACAGCCGGCGAGGAAGCAGGCCCUUCCGACAACAUUCCGACCGAAGAAGAAACGCCGGAACUGCUGCAUGCCAUGCUGCUGCUGUUUCUGCGUCACCCUCCUCCUCCUCAUCUUCGUCCUCGUCGUGGCCUGCGGCGUCUUCUACCUGUGGUUCGACCCGAAACUCCCAACCUUCAGCCUCGCCUCCUGCCGACUCGACCAGUUCAAAGUCUCGGCCGAUCCCGACGGCGCGUCGCUCUCCGCCAACGCCGUGGCGCGCGUCGAGAUCAAGAACCCCAACUUGAAGAUCGCGUUCUACUUGGGCGACACGGACGUGGACGUGACCGUGGGGCAGGGGAACGACGAGACGGGGCUCGGGUCGGCGACCGUGCCAGGGUUCAGACAAGAUCCGAGGAACACGACACGCGUGAAAGUGGCGACGGCGGUGACGAACCAGCUCGUGGAAACCCGCGUGGCGAAGCGUCUCGCCAUGAAAUUCCAGAGCAAGGAUCUCGUCAUCAACGUGGAAGCGAAGAGCAAAGUGGGUCUGGGAAUUGGGAAUAUCAAGAUCGGAAUGCUCGCCGUUAACUUGAAAUGCGGCGGCAUAAGCUUGAACAAGCUCGAUUCCGAAUCCCCCAAAUGCGCUCUCAAUACCCUCAGAUGGAUAAACUUACAUUGAUGAGCAGAAUGGAAUCUUUAGUCUUUCUCUUCUUUGAUUUUUUUAUUACAUUGAUUAUUGAUGUUACACAUGAAAUGUUUUUUUUCCUCGCUGUAACAUGAGAGGUGAAUCUAAUAAAAAAAACU
This is a messenger RNA of Tarenaya hassleriana, 1059 nucleotides long. RefSeq lists its product as uncharacterized. The record is from RefSeq and is a predicted model, not a curated record. The transcript is spliced from 2 exons. Gene Ontology annotation, cellular component: plasma membrane. Lineage: Eukaryota; Viridiplantae; Streptophyta; Magnoliopsida; Brassicales; Cleomaceae. Bases 188 to 934 code for a protein of 248 amino acids.